AGCCACAGGUCGCCGAUCGAAGCAGAGUUAGUUUGGACGCGAGUUCGCGAUUUGCUCUAGCGAGUACCGGUAGUACCGAGCCGUGUUGAUCAGUCCGGAAUUGAACAAUCACUGAACGGCUAGAAGCUCCUAAGUGUCCGCUGCAGUGGCCCCGGAUUCGUAUAUGUGAAAAGUUGUUGUGACGAAAGGAACUGAUUACAAAUUUCUGCUUUUUAUCAAAAUAUACGGUUUGUGGCCAGAAGGAAAACGUGUUCCGUUUUUAUCUUCUAUAUAUUGAUAAUAGGCUAGACGACGUCGUCGUCGUUGUCGGCAAACCGUGAGUACGUCGCGUUUCAAGUUAAGUUCCGCCUAAGGCCGCGCGGGUGUGUUCGUGUACCGUUCGUGGAUUGUUUCGUAUGUAACGAAGAAAAAAAAAAUUGCUGAUAAAUUUUAUCACCGCUUGUUGUUGUUUUUGCCGGCCUGGCUCUCUGUACCGUUAACCUCCAGAGUUCCAGAGAAAGUCCCGUGGGUAAACGUGUGUGCCAAUCUUGAUAAGGGUCAACCAUUGACUAAGCUGGGCAGAUUCGAUCGAACUAGGCACAGACAACAACCUAGAACCGGCUGCAAGAUGUCUGGUAAGGAUUAUUUCGGCGAGAACGAUACGACGUAUGAUGUGGCCGUUGCUGCGUUCAAGUUACCAGUUGUCGUGUCACCACAAGCGAGUGUACAACAAGCAGCGAGCGAUAACGGCAGCAGUUGCCAGAUCAGACAUCAGCGACAUCAGAUCGAAGAUCAUUCGACGAUCGAUAGCGGUGCGGAAAACUCACAGGAGAAUCCCAAGGAAGUAGUAAGUGAAAGUGAACAGAGUGGUGCUUGUAAACAAUCCGAUAACGAAUCGUCCGGUAGUAGUGUCGUGCGAGAUAAGACCGGUAGCUUAUCAAGUCAGUUCGCGAGCCGCAGUGUAGGUGGUGGCGACCACACGAGUGAUUCUAUGAUUUACCCAACGAUAAGAACUAACGAGGAGCAUGUAAACACUCCUUCGGUGAUAACGUCCAGUUCAAAACAGCUGCAGGAGAGUGCCCAGAAAUACGAAACAUUAGCAAGCGUGAAUGCUCAGGUGCAUCCAGCCCAGAGUUCACCGCCGCGAUAUUCGACACUUCAGUCUGUGAUAAGCCCCAACCUCCAUCAACAGCUGGUUCCACCUUACUUCGGUUACCAGGAGCCAGUGUUCAGCAGCUGGCCGUAUGAUCUUUCCUAUAAGGCUGCUAACGAUAUCGGCCGACAUCCGUAUCAUCACGAGCAGCACGAGUCGGAAAACGGUGAGCGAACUUUAAGUCAUCACCACGAACACCAUCAGCGGAACGUCUACGACGAGUCGCAUCCGAAUUCGCACGAUCCGCAUCAGCGCUCAAAUUUAAAUUUAAGUCUUAAUCCAAUUAGUAGUGAAUCGGCAGCCAUGAGAAGUAGUCUGCUAUCGCUGUAUCCCUCGCCUCUGGCGCAACAUGUCGGCGAAGAUCUGCACCAUCAGGGCGGCGUAGGUCAUCCACAUCAUCACAGCACAGCGAUCGACGAGGUGAUCGCCGAUACGCUAAAAGAUGAAAACUGUGCUAUCGAUCACUACCUCACCCUCGGUGCCGGUGGAGCCGAUCUGUCCGAGGAUUCGCCCCAACAUCACCAUCACGAUCUGCACCACGAAUUGAAAGACUACAGCGCCGUUUAUCAUAACAACAAUGAUAAGAGUGUCAUCAAUUUCAACCAUAACCAUCAUCAUGACCAUCACCAUCAGUCGAACGCACACCACAAUGGCGGCAUCGGUGGUGCGAACAGCAGUGGCGGUGAGUCGCGAAGUCCCUCGGGCUACUCGCACGAGGAGCUGAACAACAGCUUCACGAACUUGACUCAGUUGAUUAACGUACCUCGAUCGAGCGAUACCAGCACCUCGGCGGCUGUUGCAGUGGCUACGGCGGCCGCAGCGAACAUGUACCAUCAACAGCAGCAGCAGCACCACCACCAUUCCUCGUCCUCGCCGGUACAUGGAGGAGAUCCCUCGGCCGCGCUGAUGCAGCACGGGACCAGCAUCUACGAUACGCUGCACAGCAGCGGUUCCGGCAUUCCGAGCAGGUGA
Molecule: messenger RNA, 2104 nt
Organism: Uranotaenia lowii
Lineage: Eukaryota; Metazoa; Arthropoda; Insecta; Diptera; Culicidae
Product: box A-binding factor-like
Exons: 2
Coding region: 608-2104 (498 amino acids)
Source: RefSeq, a predicted model, not a curated record